CGCGUUUGGGCAGGACUGGAACCUCCGAGAGACUGAACCUCUGCUGCGCAAAUUAAGGACUAUGGCGUUGUUUUUUGACCAGUCGUUCGAUUUGUUAAAAAAAAUAAGCGUGGAGACAGAAAGAGAUUUUAUUUUUAACGCAAACAUGGUCCAGUUGACAGAUGUAACAAGCAAGCAUUCGCUGUCUUCUCCUGAACUCGAAAGAACUUACCAUGCGGAGGGGCAAAGGAAAAGGAAGAGGACGAUUUUUAGCCGCGCUCAGCUGUCAGAACUGGAGCGCGCUUUCAUGAUCACGCCGUAUCCGGACAUCAGUCUGCGCGAACGACUGGCUGCACUCACACUGCUUCCAGAAAGCAAAAUUCAGGUGUGGUUCCAAAACAGACGAGCUCGAAGUAUGAAAAGCAAGAAGCUGACCACACCAGUUAGGAGGAGUCCAGGCAGGGAGCUGAGCUCUAACUCUGUACCUGCAGUGAUCUUUCCACCGACCAAUCUUGAUUCAAACCCAGAACAAAGUUCUGGGGCUCCAGAACAAAGAGACAGGGGCCUGCCUCACCAUCAGCAAAGCCUAAGACAAGCUCUCAGCCCCUGGUCUCAGAAUCUUCCACAUCCUCCAGCAGCCAUUUCUCCAGAGCUGCAGUGGGCGAGCAGACACUCGGAAACACCUGGAGCUUCGUCUUUCUCCAGCUGCCCGUCUGACAGGUUGGCUCAAUAUUCGUUCCAAAACCAGUCAAGCACUCACUGGCAGAUUAACUGUUUCUCAGCUCACCCCGAAGGUUUCCCAGGACAUCAGUUGAAAUCUUACUGUGCUGCCAGUCAGGCCAUUUAUUCUUCUAUGUCUGUGGAUCAAGUGAUUCCUACACAUCAAACCAGUUUGGAGGAAGCUCUGCAAAGACAGGCUCUGACACACUACCCUCAGACCUCACUGGCAGAUAUCUCCGACCUCAUAUAUAAAGCAGCUGUAGUCACCAAUCUGGAGGACUGCUAGUCUUUUAUUUAUUGUUGCAUAAACACUAUUGUAAAAUAUUCUCUUUGGUGAACUGACUUAAGUGUCAUUACGGUAGUUAAUGUGUGUUAAUGAAACAUGUUUCCCCCCUCUUUUUUGAUGUUUUGAUAAAUGCAGAUGUCAAGGGGUAGUUUAGGACUGUCCAGCAAGAUUGUGAAAAUGUUGCCAUUAUUAUUUCCUUAUCAGUUAGUUUUUGAAAUAAUACAAUCAUUUUGGUUCUGAACAGUGUCUUUCU
Labeo rohita (rohu) is the source of this 1238-nucleotide messenger RNA. It is a transcript of the gene sebox, whose product is annotated as SEBOX homeobox. Gene Ontology annotation, molecular function: DNA binding. Lineage: Eukaryota; Metazoa; Chordata; Actinopteri; Cypriniformes; Cyprinidae. The record is from RefSeq and is a predicted model, not a curated record.